Vespula vulgaris is the source of this 1858-nucleotide messenger RNA. Its product is annotated as LIM domain only protein 3-like. Gene Ontology annotation, biological process: positive regulation of transcription by RNA polymerase II. Gene Ontology annotation, cellular component: nucleus. The record is from RefSeq and is a predicted model, not a curated record. Gene Ontology annotation, molecular function: DNA-binding transcription factor binding; transcription coactivator activity. The transcript has 6 exons. NCBI's taxonomy places the organism in Eukaryota, Metazoa, Arthropoda, Insecta, Hymenoptera, Vespidae. Bases 438 to 1106 code for a protein of 222 amino acids.
CAAGCUCUGCUCAGCGGUUUUCGAGUCGAGCCACUCCGGCAAACACCACGUGCCACGCGUCCGAGUUGCACGUGCACGUCGCGGGGCUACGCCGAGCUUUAAAGCCCGUUCGGGGAACGCGAUUUAACGAAAAUUUCGCGCGCGUUUGAUCGAUCUUUUUCAAAGCACCCGAGAGUUCUCUCCCGAGAUUUCUACCUUUUUAUCGUCGUACGUUCGUUCGUUCGUUAUUUCUUUACUUUUAUUUUUCUUUUCAAAAACAGUUACCAACAAGAUCGACAGUUAAUCCUUCCAGUCAGAAGAGAGGAUCAUCCUGAUUACCUGGAAAAACGAAACUAGAGAGAGAACAAGAUAGAGCUUGACCGACCUGUUGGUGGCGUUUCUCCAGAUCGACAAAUGAGACUCGAUUAGAUCUCCGACGGCGAAUCGGAGAUAAAAAGAUGAUGAUGGACGUGAGCAAGAACGAACCGAGUAGUAAAAACGGGGCGACUCAGCAAGAAUGUGCCGGUUGCGGCAAGACCAUCACGGAAAGGUAUUUGUUGAAAGCCUUGGACCUCUACUGGCACGAAGACUGUUUGAAAUGUGGUUGCUGCGAUUGCAGACUAGGAGAGGUCGGUUCCACGCUCUACACAAAGGCCAAUCUAAUUCUCUGCAAAAGAGAUUACUUGAGGCUCUUCGGAAACACCGGCUACUGUGCGGCGUGUAACAAAGUCAUACCGGCGUUCGAGAUGGUAAUGAGAGCAAGAACUAACGUCUAUCAUCUGGAAUGUUUUUCCUGUCAAGAAUGCGAUCACAAAUUUUGCGUCGGCGAUCAGUUUUAUCUCUACGAGAAUAAGAUUCUCUGCGAGUAUCAUUACAAGGAGAGAGUAUAUUUCGCCAACAUGCCGCAUCCUCCGCCGAACGAUACUUUAGCGCAUAUUAAAAGACAGGUCACGCAUCUUCAACCUCAAACGGUACCUGCCGGAGGUCCUCCGAGACAGGCGAAUGGGGAAACAGCCCAUAACCACAAUGGAUAUCCAGCACCAGCUACAUCGAGCGCUCACAACGUUCUGAACCCCAUGAAUAAUUUAAAUGGUAUCAAUGCGCAAGCACCGUACGAUGCCAAAUGACAAACGAAAUAAGCGCCGAUAUACACGCGUCUACGCCUACUACCUAUGUUAACACCUAAACUUAACAUACAAGAAUAACAAACAUAUAUAUAUCUAAAUAAUAUAUAUAUGUCGAAUCGCGAGAGUGCGUAGUUUAUCGUCGUUGCUAUCGGUCCGUUUCGUUUUUCCGUUUUAUUCGGAGCAUCGUCAUCGGUUCGAGAAGAGAUAAAAGGAUGAUGGAAAUCGUCGUGAGAUUUUUUGCAAAGAGAAGAGAAAAGAGACUCCUCGCGAUCGUCAACGUCAAUUCCACGCUACGAUCGGCAAAGAUCUAUCGAUCGUACGAGGAAACGAAAGGAAGGAAAGAUCGCGAUUACACGCCGGUGAAAAGCUGAUGAAUCAUUUGCGAUCCCUUUAGCGCUUUUUUUUUUUGAAAAAAGAAAAAAAAGAAAAAAAAAGAGCGAUUUCGUUUUGUAGAUAGUACGAGUAUUACCUUUUUAGGAAAAGGAUAAAGAAAGAUAAUAACGAUAAUAAUGGUGCUUUUUUCGAAGUGUAUCGACUGUUCGACUUCUUCGAUUACGAAUUGUCUCAUAUAACCGGUGAAAGGAUAGUUAACGAAGUGUAUAAAAAAAAAAAAUAAAGAAAAAGAAAAGAAAAAAAAAAAAGAAGAAGAGAGGAAGGUAUGCCCUAUGUUGUUGAAUUUUAGACGAACGAAUUAAUUGUAACACCGAUGUAUGUACUAUUCACGGAAUAAAAUCAUUUCAUUUCAUUGUUGA